CUGGACUGCACCGUGGAACAAGUGCUCAGGCAGGGCCGCCAAGAUCUCUCCACAACGCAUAAUUAGCAUCAGGACGACAGAAGAUCCUGGAGAUCAUCGCUGUUCUGUAGGCUUGGCUAGCGAGGCAAAACAAGACAACACAACAUAUCCGAGGAGCCAUAACGUGCACCAUUGGGAGGUUGCGGGGCAGCACAGACAUUCUCACCCAGCAUCAACGAACCACUUAAAAUUAUAUCGCGGGGCAAGAUCAGGAUCUCAGAUAUGGCUUCGACAAACGACGACGCAAACCGGCCCCCUGCUGCUGCCACCAAUGCCGUUCUGGUCCAGUCGGCCGAGGUGCCAGCAGGCACCCAGAAGGUCGAAGAGAUCGACUUCAACAGCUUCAGAGGACGGCCCAUAACUGUCGAGGACAUGAUGGCAGGUAUGAAACACAUGGGCUUUCAGGCUUCGUCCAUGGGCGAGGCAGUCCGCAUUAUAAACGACAUGAGAGCCUGGAGGGACCCUGAAACCGGAGACAAGACCACCAUCUUCCUCGGAUACACCUCAAAUAUGAUCAGCUCUGGUCUUCGGGGCGUCUUCCGCUAUCUCGUGCAGCACAAUCACGUCUCCGCCAUAGUCACGACGGCUGGCGGCAUCGAGGAGGACUUUAUUAAGUGCCUGGGCGACACUUACAUGUCGUCCUUCAGCGCAGUCGGCGCUGAGCUGCGGGCCAAGGGCAUGAACCGCAUUGGCAACCUGAUGGUGCCGAAUGCGAAUUACUGCGCCUUCGAGGACUGGGUGGUGCCCAUCCUGGACAAGAUGCUAGAGGAGCAAGAGGCGUCAAAAGGCACCGACGACGAGGUCAACUGGACACCAUCGAAAAUCAUCCACAGGCUCGGCAAGGAAAUCAACGACGAGAGAUCCGUAUACUACUGGGCGUACAAGAACAACAUCCCUGUCUUUUGUCCGGCCCUGACGGACGGCAGCCUGGGCGAUAUGUUGUACUUCCAUACAUUCAAGGCGUCGCCCAAGCAGCUCAAGAUGGACAUUGUCGAGGAUAUCCGUCGUAUCAACACGAUAGCCGUCCGAGCAAAGCGGGCCGGUAUGAUUAUAUUAGGCGGCGGAGUCGUCAAGCACCAUAUCGCGAAUGCCUGCUUGAUGCGAAAUGGUGCCGAGUCGGCGGUGUACAUUAACACGGCGCAGGAGUUUGAUGGCAGCGAUGCCGGUGCGCGGCCGGAUGAGGCCGUGUCGUGGGGAAAGAUUAAGAUUGGUGCUGACCAUGUCAAGGUAUAUCUUGAGGCAUCGGCUUGUUUUCCCUUCAUAGUAGCGAGCACGUUUGCAAAGGAGGAUUGACUGUGGUAGGGUCGAGGAGAGGGGACCAAGGGGGCCAGCAGGUAUUGAUGCUCCGCGUCUGGAACUACACGCAAUGUGCUGUUUUGCAUCUCAACCUUGGGGAAUGCCACAAACGAACAAACGACGAGGUCGAUCCCUCGGUCCGUGAAAUGGGGGAAAUGCCGUUGGCGUACCAGAAUUGCGGCACCCGUGGUUGUCGCACGAAGCGAUCCCACAAGUCCUUGGGCUUUCAGACUUGGUCAGAAAAGUAGUGCCAAAAAAUCCCAAAGUUAUAAACAUCCUCCUCAAUCGGAAAGCUG
Molecule: messenger RNA, 1631 nt
Organism: Microdochium trichocladiopsis
Lineage: Eukaryota; Fungi; Ascomycota; Sordariomycetes; Xylariales; Microdochiaceae
Product: Deoxyhypusine synthase
Exons: 3
Coding region: 262-1332 (356 amino acids)
Biological process (GO): peptidyl-hypusine biosynthetic process
Cellular component (GO): cytoplasm
Molecular function (GO): deoxyhypusine synthase activity
Source: RefSeq, a predicted model, not a curated record